CGCGGGGGCGCGCACGUCUUCACUCUCGCUUUGACCCGACGGAGUGCGGGCCGUGAGGAGCCAUGGCGGAGAACCGUCAGCCCCGAGGGGGCGAGUCCGACCUGGACCCCGGAGAGUACACCCUGCGCAAGAGGCUCCCUCACCGCCUCCCCCGCCGGCCUAACGACAUCUACGUCAACAUGAAGACGGACUUCAAGGCCCAGCUGGCCCGCUGCCAGAAGCUGCUGGGCCCCGCGGGCGGCCCGGCCGGCGGCGGGGGCUGGUCGGAGAUCUACAUCCACGGCCUGGGCCUGGCCAUCAACCGGGCCAUCAACAUCGCCCUGCAGCUGCAGGCGGGCAGCUUCGGGGCCCUGCACGUGGCCGCCAACACCUCCACCGUGGAGCUGGUGGACGACCUGGAGCCCGACGACGACGCCCGGGAGCCCCUGACGCGCACCCGCAACAACUCCGCCAUCCACAUCCGCGUCUUCCACGCGACCCCCAAGUAACGGGGAGCCCGGAGCGGGCCGAGCUGUCCCCAGGCGCUCCCGGGAACCUUUGCGGUUCUCUUUCCGGCCCAGGAGAGGACCUCAGGAAGACCCCGGUUCCAUCUUUCCUUUCCCCCACCGACCGACCCGGAGGAGGAAAAUUCCCACCCCAGCUCUCCCGGGAACCUGGAAGGAGGACUGGGCAGUU
Messenger RNA from Tachyglossus aculeatus (Australian echidna), 675 nucleotides. RefSeq names its product POP7 homolog, ribonuclease P/MRP subunit (gene POP7). Gene Ontology annotation, cellular component: nucleus; ribonuclease MRP complex; nucleolar ribonuclease P complex. Gene Ontology annotation, biological process: tRNA 5'-leader removal. The record is from RefSeq and is a predicted model, not a curated record. Bases 63 to 488 code for a protein of 141 amino acids. NCBI's taxonomy places the organism in Eukaryota, Metazoa, Chordata, Mammalia, Monotremata, Tachyglossidae. Gene Ontology annotation, molecular function: nucleic acid binding. The transcript has 2 exons.